This is a messenger RNA of Ruditapes philippinarum (Manila clam), 2276 nucleotides long. RefSeq lists its product as uncharacterized. Lineage: Eukaryota; Metazoa; Mollusca; Bivalvia; Venerida; Veneridae. The coding region runs from base 197 to 1453 and encodes 418 amino acids. The record is from RefSeq and is a predicted model, not a curated record. The transcript has 10 exons.
CGUGGACAUCUAACCAUUUGAUAUUGCUUUUUUUAUCGAAUUGCGACAACUUGUCCUCUUUUUAAUACCUCGUUUUUAAGUUGAUAAAAUGGCGGAGUCACUGGGUUGAAAAAUACAUUCUCUGCUAGAUAAGGCUGAUUUAUCUGUCUUACAAACGUGACUGACUUUGACCCGGGUAAAGGAUAACAUCUACGGGAUGGCAAAGAUGGCCAGCACUGAUAUACCUCCCGAGUGUGGCACGGAUAUUAGAAAGGAAUUUAUGCUACGUGAAAACUGCGUGUACCUAAACCAUGGUUCAUACGGAGGUAUUCCAAGAUGUGUACAUGAAAAACAAGUCAGAUAUCUAGAAGAACUCGAGAGUCAUCCUGAUAGCUGGUUCCGGUAUAAAUCGUUCGAAUAUGUGCGCAAGUCUAAAGCAAAGGUAGCCGAGUUCAUGGGUAUCCAAGCAGACGACACGUUCUUUAUCCAAAAUGUUACUAAAGCAAUUAAUACUGUGAUGAAAACGUUUCCUCUAAAACCUGAAGACGCUUUCUUGAUGAAUUCGUUGACGUACGGAGCUGUUAAAUUGACGGCGCGUUCCACUGUCAAUAGAAUAGAAGGAACAAAACUAUACCAAGUUGACAUAGAUUUCCCUGAUACCGAUGAAAAUUCUGUGGUACAGAAGUAUGAGGAAUUCCUAGCUAUACACCCGGAUGUUAAACUUGCCGCACUAGAUCACAUAACUAGCCCCACCUCUGUUGUUCUGCCAAUCAAACGUAUCAUAGAGGUGUGUCACAAACACGAAGUUGUUGUUGUCGUGGACGCCGCUCAUGUCCCUGGUCAACUGCAAGUUGAUAUACAAGACAUUGAUGCCGAUUUCUAUUGCGGUACGAUGCACAAAUGGGCGUUUAGUCCGCGAGCGUGUGCCUUCAUAUGGAUGAACCCAAAACGCCACCAUGCCUGGUUCAGACCCCUCAUUACAUCAAAAUUUGAAAACGAGGCUCUUCAGGAUGCUUUUUCAUUUGAAGGCACUAAUGACGACACGCCCUUCAUAUGUUCUGCUGAUGGAAUCGAAUACAUGAAUCGGAUCGGUGGAAUGGACAAAGUAGUGCAAUAUAAUUCCAUGCUGGUUAGUAAAGGAGUCGAGUACCUUGUAGAAAAGUGGGGGACCAAACGUCUGUCGAUUCCAAAGAACAUGGAAGCACCCUGCCUACGAAUAAUUUAUCUGCCAUAUAUACCCGGAUUCUCUGACCGUUUGGAGGUAGAUGUAACUGGCGUGCUUAAAAGUAAGAUUAGCGGCGAGCUUCAGAAGUUGAUACUGGAUGAAUUUGAUAUUCAGAUUCAGGUCGCAGUAACAGAAGGUCAGCUGGUUACCAGGGUAGCAGCACAGGUCUACAACACCAUGGAGGAUUUUAUCAAACUUGGGGAAGCAGUGACGUCACUAACUAAAUCAAAACUUAAGUCACAAUGUUAAGUUGGAAACAAUACGGUUAAAAUAUAGCGGGAAAAUUGUAUAAGUAAAUUCGUGAUAGCAGUGUCAAAUAUUCUUUAAAAAAUCACCAACUGAUUAAAUAUCUUAGACUUUUUUAUGAAUUUCGAUAUUUUAGGUUUAACAUAUGUUUUAGAAGAAUGCCAACUUCAUACCUGACUGCACUAGGAAGGAUGUACUACCAAAUACAUGCCUAUAUCUAAACAUUUCUAUGCUAUUACGCACUCGCCUUUAUUCGAACACUUAUCUUCUAAACUUAUCUGACAAACUGUCCGGUUAGCUCAUUACGUAGAGUGUUGGACAGUGAAUAGGGCGACCUGGGUUCGAUGCCCGGACGGUGCCAUUCACUUUUUUUGUGAUUUAUUAUGGAGUAUCUGAAUUCAGAUGUAAACAGUAACAGAUAGUGUAAUCUUAGAUAAUGUAAAACGAAUGUACAUUUGUAUAUAUAUUUGACAUCCAAAGGACAAUAAAUUCUGUAUCGGUACACGUAUGAUUGAAAAUAUGUCUUACAACCAUUUUUAAUUUAAAAAUGCCCACUGAUGUACAAUUUUAAACAUUGACUCAUUGUCAACAGGCUGGCAUUUUGAAAAAGGGAACCACCAUUAUUUGGCUAAACUAUCAUACAAAAUUCGUCUGUGAAAAACUGAAAUGAAUGCGUUUGCAUGUCGACUUAUCAGUUAUCAAGCCAGUUCGAAAAGUGAGAUAAUUUAUUGUAGCAGCAACACCUUUUUAUAUGUACAUAAUUAUUUAGUAUUAUUAAAGUGAAUUGUUAUAGAUCACCUUUUGGCAUAUAAUAACACAUGAAUGG